AUGAAACAGCGUUUCUCGUCAUUGGACGUGCAGGUGAUCACCCAGGAGCUGGCCGCCGAGCUGGUCAGCCUGCGCGUGUCCAACAUCUACGAUCUGUCCUCGCGUAUCUUCCUCUUCAAACUCGCCAAACCAGACCACCGCCGACAGCUUAUAGUCGACUCCGGCUUCCGCACCCAUGUCACCCAGUACUCCCGUACUGCCGCGACCGCCCCCUCGCCCUUCGUGACCCGCAUGCGCAAGUUCCUCAAGUCUCGCCGGAUCACAGGAAUCACGCAGAUUGGAACAGACCGGAUCAUCGAUUUCUCCUUCAGCGAUGGCGCAUACCACAUGUUCCUCGAAUUCUUCGCCGGCGGCAACAUCAUUCUCACGGACCGGGAAUACACAAUUCUUGCCUUGUUUCGCCAGGUGCCCGCGGGAGAGGGCGAGGAGGAGACCAAGGUUGGGCUGAAAUACACAGUCACCAAUAAGCAGAACUACGGCGGGGUUCCAGAGAUCACCCGCGAGCGGGUGAAGGACACGCUGAACAAGGCGCAGGAACUCUUCGCGCAAGAGGGCAACGCCCCCAAGAAGUCGAAGAAGAAGGCAACAGAGGUGCUGAGAAGAGCAUUGUCGCAAGGUUUCCCGGAAUACCCUCCACUGCUCUUGGAUCAUGCCUUUGCUGUGAAGGAGUUCGAUCCAGCGACGCCGCUAGACCGGGUGCUUGCGGAUGAAGGUCUACUUCGCAAUGUCGAAGGAGUCUUGGAAGAAGCGCAGCGAGUCUCUACAAAUUUAAAUAUCGGCGACAGUCAUCCCGGCUACAUUAUUGCCAAGGAAGACACUCGACCCCGUGCGGACGGGGAGAGCACAUCGCAAACCCCUGGCCUUCUAUACGAAGACUUCCAUCCCUUCAAGCCGCGGCAGUUUGAACGCAACCCGGACAUCACGAUAUUGGAAUUUGAGCGUUUCAACGCAACCGUCGACGAGUACUUUUCGUCGAUAGAAUCCCAGCGGCUGGAGUCGAGACUGACCGAGAAAGAGGAGGCAGCGAAGCGAAAGCUCGAGUCCGUGCGGAAAGAACAUGAGAAGCGGAUCGAUGCGUUGAAAGAUGCUCAGGAGCUCCAUAUUCGCAAGGCGGACGCGAUCCAAGACAAUGUCUACCGCGUCCAAGAAGCGAUGGACGCUGUCAACGGUCUGAUCGCACAGGGCAUGGAUUGGGGUGAGAUCGCCCGCCUGAUCGAAAUGGAGCAGGGACGAGGCAAUCCAGUUGCACAGAGCAUCAAGCUGCCUCUCAAGCUGUACGAAAACACGGUCACGUUGCUUCUCGGCGAGGUAGGCCAGGAGGAAGAUGAAGACGAGCUUGCCUCGAGCGAUGAGUCUGAGUCUGAAUCCGAUGAUGAUGAUGAAAGAGAAGAGCAGAGGCGUGAGACCGAGUCUCGGAUGCUGUCGAUUGACAUCGAUCUCGGACUUACUCCAUGGGCAAAUGCAACGCAGUAUUACGAGCAAAAGAAGGUGGCCUCGCAAAAGCAGCAGCGGACGGCACAGUCGUCCGAGAAGGCACUCAAGAGUCACGAGAAGAAGGUAACGACCGAUCUCAAGCGGAGCCUGAAGCAGGAGAAACAAGUUCUGCGCCAGGCUCGCACGCCGUUUUGGUUCGAGAAAUUUAUCUUCUUCAUUUCUUCGGAGGGCUAUUUGAUCCUUGGGGGCCGAGACGCCAUGCAGAGCGAGCUGUUGUAUCGGCGCUACUUGAACAAAGGCGACAUUUUUGUGCACGCAGAUCUGGCAGGAGCGACCCCGAUGGUUGUCAAGAACAGAUCCCAGAGUGUGGAUGCGCCAAUCCCUCCUAGCACUCUGUCUCAAGCGGGCAAUCUGUGCGUCGCCACCUCGACAGCAUGGGAUUCCAAGGCCGUGAUGUCUGCCUGGUGGGCAUAUGCCCAUCACGUGUCGAAGAUGGCAGCAUCAGGUGGAGGAAUCUUGCCGACGGGCGAAUUCCAGAUCAAGGGUGAGAAGAACUUCCUGGCUCCCUCGCAACUGGUCCUUGGGUUCGCAGUCAUGUUUCAGAUCAGCAAAGAAAGCCUACGGAAUCAUAAGACACAGCAAUUCGAAACACCUGAUGUCGCAGGGGAGGCUUAUGUGGCUGCCAAGAACAACGAACCUUCGCCUCCCAAACAAGAACCCUCAGAGGGGUCCACCGCAGCCGAUGUGAAUGGACAUGAGGAGGAUGAAGACCACAUGUCUGACGAAGACGAAGAUGAUGGAAAUGCACAGGCGAGAAACCCCCUGCAGCGAGAGGAUUCUAAAGCCCCUCGCGCUACUCAAGAAUCCGGAGCACCAGACUCUGACUCUGAAUCUGAAUUUGAUGACGAGAGUGUAAAGAAUGAAGGUCAAGAACUGGACGAGGAGCAGGAGGAACGAGUUGGCCGAGAAGAUGCUGAGGAGGAAGAAACCGCCUCAGUGGCUGAACAGGAAACCGCUUCUCAACCCAGAGAUUUGAAAGAUCUUUCUGCACGCGAAAGACGCUCUGUGCGACAGGGCAAGUCUGUUGACCCGAAACCGCCUCAACCUCCCCGGACAGCUCCCACCCGAGGCAAGCGGGCGAAGGAGAAGCGCGCAGCUGCCAAAUACGCACAACAAGACGAUGAGGAACGUGAUCUGGCACUCCGACUUCUCGGUACCAACAAGGGUAAAGCUGCAAAGGCGGCUCAGGCAGCCGAAGCCAAAGCUCAGCGGGAACGUGAAGCCGAAGCACAGAGACAACGACGUCGGGCCCAGCAUGAGCGUGCAGCGGAAGCCGAGAAAAAGCGUCAGGCUCUCUUUGCCGAGGGAGGCGCGGACGACUACGACGAAGAGACUGCCGCCGCCGAAGCUGCAGACCUAUCUUGGAUCCCAGCUCUGAUCGGAACACCCACUCCCGACGACGAGAUCAUUGCCGCUAUUCCAGUUUGUGCACCAUGGGCUGCCCUGGGCCGGUACAAAUACAAGAUGAAGCUCCAACCCGGCACAGUGAAGAAGGGCAAGGCCGUCAAGGAGAUUAUCGGCCGGUGGGUAUCUGAGACAACUGCUGGUAAAGUCAAGAAGGAACACGCUGAGGAUGCCGGUGUUCCUCGUGCGGAUGCAGAGCGGUUGCGGGCCCGUGAGGGUGAGUUGAUCAAGGCCUGGAAGGACACGGAGGUCAUUAAUACCAUGCCCGUGGGCAAAGUUCGGAUUAUGACACCUGGCGGUGCUGGGGCUGGAGGUGGAGGUGAUAAAGGCAAAGCCAAGGGAGGCGGCAAAGGUGGUGGGGGUGGUGCUAAGGGCGGGAAAGGUGGGAAGAAGAAGUAG
Penicillium riverlandense is the source of this 3297-nucleotide messenger RNA. RefSeq names its product putative DUF814 domain protein. The transcript is spliced from 4 exons. Gene Ontology annotation, biological process: rescue of stalled cytosolic ribosome; ribosome-associated ubiquitin-dependent protein catabolic process. Bases 1 to 3297 code for a protein of 1098 amino acids. Lineage: Eukaryota; Fungi; Ascomycota; Eurotiomycetes; Eurotiales; Aspergillaceae. Gene Ontology annotation, molecular function: tRNA binding; ribosomal large subunit binding. The record is from RefSeq and is a predicted model, not a curated record. Gene Ontology annotation, cellular component: RQC complex.